UUAUCAGUGAUCGAGGCCGCAAGGCCCAUAACUAGCAGGUGGUAAAGGGAAAAUAGAAAAUCCGUGGCAAAUAAUUGGUGAUUUUAGUUUUAAACCAUAAUCAGUUGAUAGCUUCUUUAGCAUUUACAUAAAAGCAGGUCUGGUUUUUUCAAACUUCAACGACUGCGUUUUGAGUUCUGAUAUUCCAUUUUUGCAAAAAGGAAAUCUUCAAUUAUGGCAAGCUUGCUAGGUGCUGCCUCAAAUGUGAUAAACGCUGCCUCAAAUGUGGUUGAAGAAGCAGUCAAAGGAGUCGAGAAUGCCCAACAAGAGGUGGCAAAUGCUGUCUCAAACCCGUCAAAUAUAGUUAAAGACGUGGCAAGUGCUGCCACAGAUAUCGUUGAAGAAGCAGCCAAAGGAGUCCAGAAUGUCCAAAAAGAGGUGGCAAAUGCUGUCUCAAACUCUUCAAAUAUAGUUAAAGAUGUGGCAAGUGCUGCCACAGAUAUCGUUGAAGAAGCAGCCAAAGUAGUCGACAAUGUCCAACAAGGUGUGGUAAGUGCUGCCUCAAAUGUGGUUGAAGAAGCAGCCAAAGGAGUUGGGAAUAUCCAAGAAAAGGUGGUGAGUGCUCUCGACAAAGGCGAGAAUAUCCCAAAACAGGAGGCAGUGGAUGAUGAAGAGGAAGAUACCCUAAAGUAUUUGGAUAUUGUGCAAGCGGCUCUAGUUUUAGCCUUGGUUUCUUCCUCAAAGCUCUAUCUUUUUGUCAAGGACAAGUCUGGUCCAUUGAAACCUGGUGUUGACACUGCUGAGGUUACGAUUAAGAGCGUGGUUAGACCUUUCUAUUACAGGUUCCAUGAUGUUCCCAAUAAGGUUCUCAAGUUUGCAGACAACCAGGUUGAUGCAUCUGUCACUCUUGUUCUUCGCUAUGCUCCCCCAGUUGUCAAGCAGGUGUCUACCCGAGCUUAUUCAGUAGCUCGAAAUGCCCCGCGAGCUGCUCUUGCACUGGUUUCUUAUUUGCCUUUGCCCACCAACAGACUUUGUAAAUUGUUGUCUGAAGAUAAGUGAGCCACAAUCUGCACCAAUUGCUUCCAGCUAAGCAAGAUGAUGAUGUACUGAAGAAUGUAUGUUGGAUUUGAUUAAAUAUCUAUUGUGAGCUAUUUUUGUGUACUUAUCCUGAGUGUUUAGACUAUGCUUUUGGUCGUGUUUUGAAUGUUCGUAUUGGGAAUAAAGGGCUGGUUAAAUUAUUGGCUAA
Molecule: messenger RNA, 1225 nt
Organism: Hevea brasiliensis (rubber tree)
Lineage: Eukaryota; Viridiplantae; Streptophyta; Magnoliopsida; Malpighiales; Euphorbiaceae
Exons: 3
Coding region: 214-1038 (274 amino acids)
Source: RefSeq, a predicted model, not a curated record